This is a messenger RNA of Olea europaea var. sylvestris, 489 nucleotides long. RefSeq lists its product as uncharacterized. Lineage: Eukaryota; Viridiplantae; Streptophyta; Magnoliopsida; Lamiales; Oleaceae. Gene Ontology annotation, cellular component: membrane. The transcript has a single exon. Gene Ontology annotation, molecular function: lipase activity. The record is from RefSeq and is a predicted model, not a curated record. The coding region runs from base 1 to 489 and encodes 162 amino acids.
AUGGUCGACCCUAAGCCAAACCCCCAUCAAGGGUAUUUUAUGCGUGGUCCAUGGUUGCACAAGAGAGUCCAACUGAUUCGUUCAAUUGAUUUCGUUCACAUUUCCAAGCACGGAUUUGCUAUUCGCACUUUAAACUAUAUUGGCCAUGGCUAUUCCAAGGGAGUAAUUGUCCACUUGCCCGAUAUCAAUCUUGUGGUAGAUGAAUGUAUUCUAUUUUUCAAUAAAUUUCAUGUGCGUUAUGCCCCAAUUUUGUUGGCGCUUCUAUAUGCAGAGUCGUUGGGUGGGACAAUUGCAUUGCUGAUCACGCUUCGCCGUGAUAAGGAUAUGCCGGUGAGGCCAUUUGGAGACGUCGCAUUGAAUGGGGCUAUGUGUGGUAUAAAUGAUAAGUCCAGACCUCCAUGGCCGCUUGAGCAUUUCUUAUCUAUAGCGGCUGGUUUGGUACCUACCUGGUGCUUGGUUUCCACUCAUUGGUCGAAAGGAGAUAGGUGA